AUGGCUGAAAAUAUAACUGUGAACAAGGACUUUAAUUUUGAAGGUAUAUUUCCCACAUGUAGAAAGGAAUACGAAAGAGUUAAAGGUAGGGAUAGAGGAUUCUGGACUAAAUUUUCAAGUAUGUGCAGUGAUUUUCGUAAUAACAUUAAUGUUAUUGGAUAUGAUUUUCAUGUUUCAGACCUUUGCUCAUAUCUUGGAGUAUAUUUACAUCAUAUAGAACAUAAUACAGAUAAUGAUAAAAAAAGAAGAUGUUUAUAUUUUUUUUACAAAUUAAAAGAUCUUGUGAGCACAUAUAAUGGACAAUGCUACACAACUAAUGAAUGCUAUGAAAAAAUGAUACAAGGGUAUAAACCACAAUUUGGAAAACCUAAAAAUUACCCAGCAAAAAUUUCUCAUGUCUGUAAUGUUUAUGCAGCAGAUAAUAAUAUUGAUCAUAAUACAUUUCAAGUUAUGAAAUAUUUGGACGAUCUACACAUUAAAUUUGAAUAUUUAAAAAGUACUAAUCAAAAAACUAAUAAGCAUUUAUGUGAUUCCAAUAAUGAAUGCAUGGAUAUAUAUGAUAAACUUUCAGAAAUAAACAGAAAAUCACAAAACAAGGGUUUAAAAUCAGAAUUAGAUAAAUUUAAAUCUGAUUAUGAUAAAUAUGUGAAAUCAAAUCCUCCUUGUGAAGAUCAAGCCAAUUUAUUAUAUUUAUCAAGCGGGUCAAAUACAGGAAUAGCUGUAUCAACCUUUGCAAUAAUAAUAAUUUUAUUCGUUUUGUAUAAAGUUGAAAAAAAAUUAAAUAUAUUAUAUUAUACUGUUUUUGGCAAAUUUUUAAAAUCCCCAGUAAAAAAGGUUAAGAGAAGUUUGAAAAAAAAUAAAAAUGAUCAUUUCAACUUAAUUUAUUCAUUUGAGAAUGCACAAAAUGAUUCAUAUUAUAAUAAUCACAGAAUAGCAUAUUCUUCAGUAGAUUAA
Messenger RNA from Plasmodium gonderi, 954 nucleotides. Its product is annotated as variable surface protein. The transcript has 3 exons. Lineage: Eukaryota; Apicomplexa; Aconoidasida; Haemosporida; Plasmodiidae. The coding region runs from base 1 to 954 and encodes 317 amino acids. The record is from RefSeq and is a predicted model, not a curated record.